Stegodyphus dumicola is the source of this 813-nucleotide messenger RNA. RefSeq lists its product as uncharacterized. The record is from RefSeq and is a predicted model, not a curated record. NCBI's taxonomy places the organism in Eukaryota, Metazoa, Arthropoda, Arachnida, Araneae, Eresidae.
UGCACGCGGAAAUACAACAUUUUUUAAUUAGAAUUGUACUAAAAUUAACUAUCUAAACACAAAAUUCGUAACACUAUUUUCGGCGAGUGUUUAACACUCAGAUAUUGUGGAGAAUACUGUUUUGGAGAUCAGAUUUUUGUAUUUAGUUAUGGAUUGCUCUAAACCUGCUGCUGUUAGUGAUGUUGUAAAUAAGUAUCAAGAGAUUUUAAAGGAAAAUUUAAAAUGGGAAUUUUCAAACAAGCGUAAAAGUUUGGGAAAGCCAGGCAUACCAAACAGAUAUUUUAUGAAUGAAUUAACAAGAGAGUAUGAACUUUUUAGAGGAUUUUUGAUGGAUUAUGGAUUACUGAAGGAUUACAUUUGGGAAAGCCAAGCAAAGAUGAAACAGAAAACAACACUCAAACAACUGGUUGGAGCAAACAAUGUUGAACAGGAAGAAUUAUGUCAUCUAUCUCAGCGUCAGAAAGUUGAAGCCUUAAGGAGUGUCAUUUGUUUUCUCGUUUAUAAUGCUAUCAUCAAACAUAUCUGGACUGAGUCACAUUUGGAAUAAGAAUCCACCUUAUUAUAGGAUGAAUCUGUCUACUUGCUCAUUCUAAUUUCCCUCUGGGUUUUGGUAGGCAAACAUUUGGCUGCAGGAUUAGGCCAAAAAGACCUAAAAUGUGAAAAUUUGUAAGACAAGCUGUUUAGCUUUCAUUCAUCAACUUGUCAUCUGGCACGAACUGAAUGACUGAAUUAUUUUAUGACUAUUUUUUAUUUUUUCCACAUUUUUAUGUUUGUAAUUGUUUAUUAUUGUUAUAUUAUUAUACUAGAUUUUUA